AUUCUGAUUGGUUUCUAAGUUGUAAGGCGCUUCUUCAAUUUUGCCUGUAGGAUACCUGCAAUCCCUUCUGGCCUUCGACCAUAAAGAUAACAGACUGCACCUAGCUAAUGGCUCAACAACAUUCACAGGUUGUGCCAGAUAAUGUGCUGUUACAAUUGUAUACAAGAGUUAACAAAGGAAUGCGCAAAACACUUUGUAAGGAUAUUUUUUGAAGUUGAACGAGCUCAUUGGUUCUAUGUUGAUUAUUGCAUUGAAAAUCCAUCAGUGGGUGGCGUCGAUAUGUUUGGACUUACCAAACAAUUAUUUGAAAAAUUCCCAUCUAUUGUACCUAAGGGUAUAAACUGGCAGGAAAAAUUUAUGGAAUGGAAGAAAUACCGUGGGACCACAGCUACCGGGAGUGCAAUAAUCAUUGAUGAAUAUUAUAAAAUGAUCCUUUUAGUCCAAGGAUUUUAUGGCAAUCGAUGGAGCCUACCUGGUGGUAAGAUAAAUCAAGAUGAAUCGCUUGUUGAUUGUGCUUCCCGAGAAGUUGUGGAAGAAACAGGUUUGGACUUAGCUAACCGUAUAUCACCAUCCUUGUAUAUUGAUCGUUAUAUUGGUGGUACUCUGAGACGGGCAUUCAUUGUUGAAGGACUUCCAAGAACGUCUCGUUUAAAACCUGGCACGAAAAAUGAGAUUGAAGCUAUAACCUGGUUUGAAAUUGCGGACUUGCCAACGUGUAUUCAAGACACUGCAACGAUUGGAAAACUAAAUUCCAAAGCAAACAACUUCUAUCUAGUGAUUCCGUUCGUUCGGCAACUGAAAUCAUACAUAAACCAACGAUUGCUGGGGAAACCUGCUGCAAUGGCUCUGAUUGAAUCAGAACGCCUUUGUGGUGAUUCUAUGAGCAAUAAUUAUCCUCAGAACCCAAUCAACAACUCACUGAAUAUGAACGCCACAAGUACACCAUCUAAGAAAAAAAAGAAUUCAAAUGUAUCAAAAAGUCGUAAUCAUUCUUCAUUAUCUGAAGAUGGCAAAGCUAAUUGUGAUAAUUCAAGGUAGUGAGUUAUUUAUUCAAACUAUUGUAUCAUGAGAUAAUUAAUAUGCUUCAGAUUAAGAAAUGAAUAAUUUAAACAGCGUUAUGAGAAGACGAGGAUUAUCUGAAAUAUGUGAUGUAUUAGCGCUAUACAUUUCCAACAUAUGUACUUGUUAAACUAUAUGGAAAUUUACGGAAAGGAUCAAUUAAGUCUCUAGGAAAUAUGAAAAUAGGAAGAGCAAAGAAAAAAUGAAACCUAGAUCACUUUCGGUAUGAAAAUUGAAAUCAGUACACCACCAAAAUAGGUUCGACGUGAGUACAAAUGGUUUUUAAUUUUCAUACCAAGAGUUUCAUAUGCGACUGACUUUCCUCUACGAAAUGAAAAUGAUUUUUAAAUUUAAAUACUGGUAUAGUGUCAUUUGUGAACGCUUAUUUGAGAAUACUAGUUUUCCUGUGUUUGCAAAUGACUGAGAAUAUACCCCAGUAUACUUAGCUAGAUUUGGUUUAUAUAGCUUAUUUCACUGUUUCAGGUUAGCACGGUUGAAUCAGACACAUUAAUCAAAUAAAAUUAAAACUGGAAGCCACACCUAAUUCAGUCAUCUUUUUUAUUAUUUCGAAAUAUUUUAUGAACUUGUUUUGUAGUGCACACAUCGUCUUAUGUUCAUCCAAGCUAAAAGUUUAACACUUUGUUCUACUGAAUUGUUUUGUCGUAGAGAUCAAAUGAACUCACAUAUUUCCAUCACCAGUGAACGUGAAGAAUGUAGGAAUCUCAGUGCGAAAUUCUCCUUCCUCUCAGUAAUGGAUUUAAAACUACAUUAUAAUCAAACCACACAGAGUAACGGUAAUAUGGAUAAUGACAAUGUUCUGCAAUUAAUCCACAUUGGCAUUCAUUUCAGCUUGAUAGUAAUAAAUUGUUAGAUUGUUUAUGUGGUAACAAGAUUCAUCUGAGUUGAAAAUGAGAAUUCGACGCGCAAUUUACCAGAAAGAGCGAAAAAAGAAAAAUAACUUUCUUACCAUAUCAUAUUUUUUUUAAACCAGUGAACAAUGUAAUAUACAGUUACUACUGAUUAUUGUUAUCGCUGUACUGCCUACAUGCAAUUUUAAACUUGGUUUGAAAUGCAUAUAUUUAUUUUCCCUAUUA
This is a messenger RNA of Heterobilharzia americana, 2153 nucleotides long. The record is from the annotation of a GenBank genome assembly. NCBI's taxonomy places the organism in Eukaryota, Metazoa, Platyhelminthes, Trematoda, Strigeidida, Schistosomatidae.